UCCAGACCAAAGGAAGACAGGCAGAGACCAAGAAGGACAAGGCGAAGAGGCACGGACAGAAAGAGUCAGACCCAAAAGGGGACAAGGGCCCCAAUAUUCAUCACAUAGCCACAGAGACAGCUGGAACGAGCCCUGGGAGUAGCUCUACUGCUCACUGUCCCCAUGGGCCACCGUGGGCCAUGGCUGCACACUUCUCUCCUCUGGGCCACAGUAGCCAGCCUGCUCCUCCCUCCUGCCAUGACCCAGCAGCUGAGAGGGGCCGGGCUGGGUCCCAGGAAUGCAAACAACAAUGCAGGCGUCCCUGGGCCCUCGGAGGACAUGUCAACUGAGUUUGGCCACCAUAUCCAGGGCCAUAGGAGCCAUCAAAGUGAGGAGGAGGAAUAUUUUUCCACAGAGACUGGGCAUCCUCUCCGAGGCCACAGAGACCAUGGAGAGGAGGACGAAGGUAUCGCCAGGGAAUCUGGCCACCAACUUCAAGACCACAGGUACCAAGGCCGUGAGGUCAGAGAGGAGGUCUUCCCAGAGCACGUUCGGCGGGUCCCCGAGCACCGAGGCCGUGGUGAUGAAGGUGUGGGAGACUCAGCUGAGCGUGGAAACCACUUCCCCAGCUACACAAGCCACAGCCACAAAGAAGAAGACGAGGAUGACAUUGUCUCCAGUGAACGCCACCAUCACAUCUCCAGACAUGGUCACCAAGAUCACAGAGGGGAAGAGGAGGAGGAGGAGGAGGGGGAGGGGGAGGACGAGAUCUCUUCUGAGUAUAGACACCAGAUGCACAGCCACCGAGGUCACAGGAAGGAAGAGGAUGAGCAAGGCUCAGAUGGACACCACCAUCAUGUCCCUGACCACGCGCACCAAAGUCACAGAGACGAGGAAGAUGAAGAUGAGGAUCUAUCCACUGAGCACUGGCACCAGGUCCCCCGACAUGUUCACCAUGGCCUUAGGGAUGAGAAAGAGGACGAGGAGGCGGUCACAGUCAAGUUCAGCCAUCAUGUUGCAAGCCCCCAACCCCAAGGCCAUAAGAGUGAUGAAGAGGAGGACUUCCCAGAUGAGUAUAAAACAGAAGCCCUUGACCAUCACCACCAUAGAGCCCCCAGGGAGGAAGACGAAGACAUAUCUGAUGAGCUUGGCCACCAGGCCUCCAGCCACAGGCAACAAGACCACCAAGAUGAGCAGCCUGGCCAUGGCCGCAGAGGGUCCAUUCAAGAAGAGAUUGGCCAUCGGCCCCCAGGUCACACAGAGGUUGGGGAGAGAAAUCAUUUGAGGGAGGUUGAUUCUGGAGAGGAAGAGAGGAAGGAGGAUGAUCAAAGCUCUCAGGAGGAAAGCGAUGAGGACUCAGAGGAAGAAGCCCACCCUGGAAUCCUGGAUCAGGAAGAUGAGGAAGAAGAGGAAGGUCAUGGUCUCAGCCUGAGCAAGGAAGAAGAGGAAGAAGAUGAAGAGGAGGAGGAGCAGGAGGAAAAAGAAGAGAAAGAGAGGGAGGAAGAGAGGGCUGAGGUUUGGGUUCCACUGAGUCAAAGUCAUAGAGAAGAGGAGGAGGAAGAGGAAGAGGAGGAGGAAGGACUGGAGGAAAAUGAGCUUCCCUUCACCCUCAUCCCUAACCCCCUGGCUGGGAGGGUGGUGGCUGGAGAUGGCUCCAGUGAGGAAGAAAGCGAUGAGGAUACGGGUCCACAGGAUGCCCAGGAAUAUGGGAACUACCAGCCAGGGUCCCUGUGUGGCUACUGCACCUUCUGCAAUCGUUGCACUGAAUGUGAAAACUGUCACUGUGAUGAGGAGAACAUGGGUGAACACUGUGACCAGUGCCAGCACUGCCAGUUCUGCUACCUGUGCCCGCUGGUCUGUGAAACUGUCUGCAGUCCUGGAAGCUACGUGGACUAUUUCUCCUCCUCCCUGUAUCAAGCCCUGGCGGACAUGCUGGAGACGCCGGAACCUUAACCUAGCUGCCGGGUUGCGACGCAUAUGUCCCUCCCCGCCCUCCAACCCCUCCCCACGCGCCGUAUUUAUUUCUCUGAUUAAACGUGCUCCCCGAAAC
This is a messenger RNA of Castor canadensis (American beaver), 2029 nucleotides long. It is a transcript of the gene Hrc, whose product is annotated as histidine rich calcium binding protein. Lineage: Eukaryota; Metazoa; Chordata; Mammalia; Rodentia; Castoridae. Gene Ontology annotation, molecular function: calcium ion binding. The record is from RefSeq and is a predicted model, not a curated record.